GCUCCAGUGUUUGGUCUGUACCAUUCUCUUUGGACUGGCCCCGCCUUCUGUCCAUUCUCUGUACAGCUUCUCACCCAGUCUCUUCCACUCCUUACCCUCUCUGCCUUCAUUAAAUUCUAGAGUGGACUUCAGCGUUUAACACCUUUUCUAUUUCCAACAACAUUUUAUGUACACUACAAUACUGUCAACAACGUAUGCCUUUACUCAAACCCAAGUGGUACCCUUUCCCUACGGCUAAAUCGGCCCCCAAUUAGGUUUAAAGUAAGAACUCAAUUAUGCACUGUGGGUCCCCUAGGGUAUUGAGUAGUCUAGUGUCCCCCGGAUUAUCACCUUUACUUCAAUACCAAAUGUACAAAAUAAAAAAUACAAUCACCCCCAUAUGACUAACGUGUCAACCGGAUCACGUUUCUAGAACAACUUAAUGCCUCACUCAAACUUGGUAGUCAGUGCGCCGACUUUACUACCCAAUGUACUUCACACACACCUAUGCUUUGUUAGGACCUUAGAGAGACCCUUUCCCAAAGGCUAAAUCGGUCUCAAGUCUGAGUAAUCAAUUUAAUUAUCCGUCAUUCACACUUGGCCCUGCCUAGUACAUCACAUUAGCAUCAUAUGGCUUUCCAUUCGCAAUUUGGUGGUCACUCGUUACCCACCACUCAUACAUGUAGUCCUAGACUAUCCAGUCACACUUUUAUAAUCAACUAGAAUGAAUCAUACAUGUAGUCCCAGACUAUCCAUUCACACUUUGGUGGUCACCCUUUACCCACCAUUCAUACAUGUAGUAAGUGUUCUCUGUUACCACCUACCAGCCAGGCAUACUAGUACAUCCCAUACACAAUGCACCAUUAAGUAUUGUUGAUCAAUAAUAAAAUUGCAGUUGCCAAUGGAGAUAUUACUUUCUCAACUAUUUUCCAAUCUCACACAUCAUAAUAGUUUAAAUUUAGUAACUUACAUCAAACAGGUGUCUCACAAAACUAAAUUUGGAAACUCCAAUGUGCAGAACUUUUCACAGCAGGUGUCUGCUUACCUUUUUUAGUUGACCGGUCAGGAUUUGUGAGACACACCGACAGUACUGGCCAAUCGGCCGGACAAUUUCCAGCGUCGUCCUUCUACCGGAUCACGUCGGUAGUCACCAUCUGUUAAGAGUUCUUAAAACGGCAUUGUGGGCUUGUAAGUAAGCAUUAUUUCACUGUAAGGUCUACCUGUUGUAUUCGACCGAUGUACCUACAAUUUGAUUUUAAAUCAGUGGGAUUUUGCAACCAAUUGAGCUAUAAUCCCCAAAGCACACACAUCCCUGGAUCGGUCCUCUUUUCAAUUCGCUGCAGCUAGUGACUGGAACGAGCUGCAACAACCACUCAAACUGGACAGUUUUAUUUCCAUUCAGUCAUGUCUCUUCAUUCAAAGACUCAAUCAUGGACACUGACAGUUGUGGCUGCUUUGCGUGAUGUAUUGUUGUCUCUACCUUUUUGCUGUUGUCUGUGCCUAAUAAGGUUUUCUACCUUUUUCAUGAUGUUCGGACUCGGAAUGCAGGCCCAGGCUAUAUUUGAUGGUAUCGAGGAGCUGUGUUCUAAGAGGGAUGAGCUGAACCGUCAGAUCCAGCAGGAGGAGGAGGAGAAGGGUCAUCUGCAGCACGACAUCCGUGUCCUCACCGAGAAACUACGCCGCGUCAACGAGAGCCUGGUCCGACGACACUCCGUCCGCACUGACUUUGACCACACCAUCGGCGAGACCGAGGGUGCCUUUAUGAAGAUUCUGGAGAGCUGUCAAACACUGCUGAGUGUAAUAAAGAAGGAAGCAGGAAAUCUCGGCAAAGCCACUGAACCCGGAAGGAAAGACCACUGACAUCCAGACUACCGCCCCUAAACCUUACCUCUCACCCAGACACCAGCAUUUCCACUCACCCUUGUAACUGUGCACUGUUUGUACACUGAACAAAAAUAUAAAUGCAACAUGCGACCAUUUCAAAGAUUUUACUGAGUUACAGUUCAUAUAAGGAAAUCAGUCAAUUUAAUUUAAUUCAUUCGGCCCUAAUCUAUGGACUGGGAAUACAGAUAUGCAUCUGUUGGUCACAGAUAACUUUUUUUUUUUAAGGUAGGGGCGUGGAUCAGAAAAACAGUCAGUAUCUGGUGUGACCACCAUUUGCUUCAUGCAGCGUGACACAUCUCCUUCGCAUAGAGUUGAUCAGGCUGUUGAUUGUGGCCUGUGGAAUGUUGUCACACUCCUCUUCAAUGGCUGUGCGAAGUUGCGGGAACUGCGAUAUUGGCGGGAACUGGAACACAAUGUCGUACACGUCGAUCCAGAGCAUCCCAAACAAGCUCAAUGGGUGACAUGUCUGGUAGCUAUGCAGGCCAUAGAAGAAGUGGGAUAUUUUCAGCUUCCAGGAAUUGUGUACAGAUCCUUGUGACAUGGGGCUGUACAUUAUCAUGCUGAAACAUGAAGGGAUGGCGGUGGAUGAGUAGCACGACAAUGGGCCUCAGGAUCUCGCCACGGUUUCUCUGUGCAUUCAAAUUGCCAACAAUGAAAUGCAAUUGUGUUUGUUGUCCGUAGUUUAUACCUGCCCAUACCAUAACCCCACCGCCACCAUGGAUCACUCUGUUCACAACUUUGACAUCAGCAAACCGCUCGCGCACACACAACGCCAUACACACUGUCUGCCAUCUGCUCGGUACAGUUGAAACCGGGAUUCCUCCGUGAAGAGUACCCUUCUCCAGCGUGCCAGUUGCCAUUGAAGGUGAGCAUUUGCCCCCUGAAGUCGUUUACGAUGCCGAACUGCAGUCAGGCCAAGACCCUGGUGAGGCUGACUAGCACACAGAUGAGCUUCCCUGCGCGGGUUUCUGACAGUUUGUGCAGAAAUUAUAUGGCAACAGCUCUGGCUGGCAUUCCUGCAAGCAGCAUGCCAAUUGCUUCCUUAAAACCUGAGACAUUUGUGGCGUUGUUUAACAAAACUGCCUAUUUUGGAGGGCCCUUUUAUUGUCCCCAGCACAAGUUGCACCUUUGUAAUGCUGUGUAAUCAUCUUCUUGAUAUGCCACACCUAUCAGGUGGAUGGAUUAGUAAACAAAUUUGUGCACAACAUUUGAGAGAAAUAAGCUUUUUGUGCAUAUCUGGGAUCUUUUAUUUCAACUCAUGAAACAUGGGACUGACAUUUUACAUGUUGCGUUUAUAUUUUUGUUCAGUAUAAUAUACACUGAGUAUACAAAACAUUAAGAACACCUGCUCUUUCCAUGACAUAAGCUGACCAGGUGAAUCCAGUUGAAAGCUAUGAUCCCUUAUUAAUGGUACUUGUUAAAUCCACUACAAUCACUGUAGAUGAGGUGGAAGAGACAGGUUAAAGAAGGAUCUUUAAGCCUUGAGACAUUUAUGACACGGGUUGUGUAUGUGUGCCAUUCAGAGGAUGAAUUUGUAACACAAAAGAUUUAAGUGCCUUUGACCGGGGUAUGGUAAUAGGUGCCAGGCUCACUGGUUUGGUCAAGAACUGCAACACUGCUGAGUUUAUCACACUCAACAGUUUCCCGUGUGUAUCAAGACUGGUCCCCCCAAAGGACAUCCAGCCAACUUCACAGAACUGUGGGAAGCACUUGAGUCAACAUUGACCAGCAUUCUCUGUGGAACGCUUGACACCUUGUAGAGUCCCAUGCCCCGCCGAAAUGAGGCUGUUCUGGGGGAAAAAAUGGGGGAAGUUCAACUCAAUAUUAGGAAGGUGUUCCUAAUAUUUGUAUAUACAGUAUAUUUAUGUAAAAUGUUUUGACUUUGUCUAAUACUGCUGUUCACUGGCAUACUUAUUUUAUACCAAUUGAAUCAUUUUAAUAAAGAUGAUCUGUGAAGAAUCCGUUCUCAUUUGCCCAUUGCAGUGUAUGGGACACGCCCAGAAGUCAUUCCUUGGGUUGUUUUUCUUGAGUGCUAGUGUCUUUCAACAGCGGCACACGAGACAAACACACACACACACUCCCGGUGAGAUGCUGUCUGACACUUUGAUAUGUAAUUACAGGUAAAUAUAGCACAGAUAAAUAUAGCACAAUGCCGGUUUAGCUGGAAGCACACUGCUCUAUUCUUUCUACUAGUAAAUCUCCUUCACAACAAAUAAAAGCUAUUCUCUGAGA
Molecule: messenger RNA, 4095 nt
Organism: Oncorhynchus keta (chum salmon)
Lineage: Eukaryota; Metazoa; Chordata; Actinopteri; Salmoniformes; Salmonidae
Product: microtubule nucleation factor SSNA1-like
Exons: 4
Coding region: 1384-1839 (151 amino acids)
Cellular component (GO): centrosome; ciliary basal body
Source: RefSeq, a predicted model, not a curated record